Messenger RNA from Hippocampus zosterae (dwarf seahorse), 997 nucleotides. RefSeq names its product small cell adhesion glycoprotein-like. The record is from RefSeq and is a predicted model, not a curated record. Lineage: Eukaryota; Metazoa; Chordata; Actinopteri; Syngnathiformes; Syngnathidae. The coding region runs from base 303 to 650 and encodes 115 amino acids. The transcript is spliced from 5 exons.
CAUACGAUAGGGCGUGGCUGAGUACGCUCGUGCACGACGCGCUCAUUGUGAAAGUCACGAGCGCUUUGAAAACGAGUUCGACAACGCCAACAUAUUUCCGAGACGCCACUUUUAACGCAGUCAGCUCAACUGUUGUUGACGCUUGACAAGAUUUUAUGUAGUUUGGGCUUGAGUGAAUCUCACUUUUCUCCCCUGUCGAAGUUUGCAAACUCCAGUAAACCGCCGACCAGCUUGCUUGUUUGUUGGUGGCACGCACCCAGGGAAAGUCAGCCGAAAUUAGCGAAUGGCGUCGCUAAACGGAAAUGGCGAUGUUGACGAUUUCUCUUGCUUGUUUUGCGACCGACUUCUGUUCUGGUUCAGCGGAUUUCACAAAAACUUUCGACAUGGCGACACAAUCUCCUUACACUAACACAACGGAAAAUAUUACAGCGGUGACAUCUACAGUCCACUUAAAACCAAACACCGCAGUUAUUGCAGUGGUAGUGACGCUCAUCGUGCUGACGGUAAUCCUGCUGAGUGUCUUGCUGUAUCACUACAUGUGCCACAACAAGGGGGACUACAGGACCACGGGGGAGCUGGCCCCCGGCGAGGACCUCGACGAGGAUUCCGGUAACCAGACCGUUGGCGAAAAGAAGGAAUACUUCAUUUGAGAGACUGAAGGCCACUCAAAGGAGGAGUCGGAAGGAGGACCGCACACCAGCAGAAUGCCUAUCUGAAGAAAAUCUUGCGGGUGCAUGACACCAAAGAAAAUGUGUGUGUUGUAUUUUGGGACGUGUGGCAUGUGGCAGACAUGCAUGAAAGCUGUUAAAACAUGACUUUUUGUAUUAUAUAUUAUUGUGUGCUACAAUAUUUAUCAAACAUGCCUCUUGGGGUAAGAGACUCCAUGUUUUUAGCUGUUACCAUUUAAAAACAUUUUUUUUGUAUGCUUUCUGUCAUACUUCAGUUUGUCAUCCAUGUUUGACAUAAAUAUGGAAGGCAAUAAAGAUGUUCUGGAAAA